Messenger RNA from Encephalitozoon cuniculi GB-M1, 888 nucleotides. RefSeq lists its product as uncharacterized. Gene Ontology annotation, biological process: regulation of transcription by RNA polymerase II. NCBI's taxonomy places the organism in Eukaryota, Fungi, Microsporidia, Unikaryonidae. Gene Ontology annotation, molecular function: DNA-binding transcription factor activity, RNA polymerase II-specific; RNA polymerase II cis-regulatory region sequence-specific DNA binding. The transcript has a single exon. The record is from RefSeq and is marked provisional. Gene Ontology annotation, cellular component: PcG protein complex; transcription regulator complex. Bases 1 to 888 code for a protein of 295 amino acids.
AUGAAACAAGACGCAGGACUUGGCUUUAGACUAUGGGUUGAGAGUGUUGUUUCAAGAGUCUUGCCCGGGGCAGACGUGAGCGAGGUGCUCUUACCUGAUACCGCAACAAAGAUCUAUGUAUUCUGCGUGGACGGAAGGGUUUUAUUCAACCUGUCUGACCUUGUCGAUAUACUUAAAUGCUUUGGGGUUUGUGCAGACUCUUCCCAGAUAUGUGAGUACAUGAGGUCCACAGGCCGUGUGGAGAGGCUGGAGCAGCUCAAGGACCUCUUUGGGGAGGAAGGAUUGGAGGUUGUAUGCAGCAGCGUCUUCAGUGACAAGCUUCUUCAAGAGAUAGGGUCUUCUAUACGCAGUGCGAAGGGGCCCGAAUGUUUUAAGGAUGCAGGUCCAGAGCUCUCCCACCCCAGGUUUAGCAUUGGCGAAUACAAGUUUGGAUGCCAAAGGGAAGGUCGCGACGGAUUCCAUAAUGUAAACGAACUAUACCCUUUUAAUCAUCAAUGGACGGAUAGCAUCAUGGAUGGCAUACUGAAGAACAUAUACACCAGCGACGGGAAAAGGAUGGAGGACGGCUGCACAGGCAAGGAAAGGCCCGCCUUCAUUAAAGCAGGAAGUAGAGGUAGGCACAUGAAGCAUUCUGGAAGCCUGAAGGACCGUCCAUUUGUAUGCACAUAUAACGAUUGCAAGAGAGCUUUCAAGAGAUACGAGCAUCUGAAGCGCCACAACCUGAUGCACACUGGCGAAAGGCCCCACAAAUGCAGAUUCCCCGGGUGCUCCAAGGCAUUUUCUAGAUCAGAUAACCUAUCGCAGCACUACAAGGUCCACAGCACUACAAACGAAAUGCAUACCAGAAGCUAUGGAUCCUAUAGAUACUUGAAUAAAGAGUUUAACUAG